Messenger RNA from Chiloscyllium plagiosum (whitespotted bambooshark), 589 nucleotides. Lineage: Eukaryota; Metazoa; Chordata; Chondrichthyes; Orectolobiformes; Hemiscylliidae. The record is from RefSeq and is a predicted model, not a curated record.
CCCACAAAUGGUUUCUCCCGGUCUCUCCAAUCCAAGAUGGCGGCGGACCCGGCCGUCGCUAACGGCGGGAACCGGCUCCGAUUUCACCUCCGGGUGCCUUUCCCCUCGGCCCUGGAAGCCCGGAUCGCCCUGGGAUCACUCCAGCCGGAUCGGGAGCCGCGUAAGGGAGGAAUCGAGAGGCGGCUGAGCGUGCAGGGAAGGGAGCUCCGAGUCCCAUCUCGGCGGAGUGUGUCCAGGUCCAAAUUUUGGAAUUUUGAAGCAAUAACCCGGAAUGAAAGGCAGUGGGAGGCAGAUGAAGCUCGAAUCCUGAGGGUGUCCAUCUCCUCAUUCCUGGAUCACCUGGCGCUGGUGUUGCUGACCAUGGAGCGAUUCGGACCCCCGAGAGACCCCGCUGGGGAGGCAGAGCUGACGGGAGCCGUCUCCCCAGCGAGCGCUCCCUGACUCGGACCUGCUCUGUCUUGCCCUCACCGGCGCAACUCUGGGGUCGCGCCACCUGAAACUCAGCACGGGCGGGGGGGUUGCAGGAGACGGGAUUGCCCUGCAAAGGUGUAGUGGACGCAAGACGGGGAAAUAAAGCCGGUGACCUCAA